CGCUAUACCCCCAUCUCUCCAUAACCAUGUCCCUCCAACACUUCGGGAAGGGUGCCCUCCGCGUCGCUAAGAGCUACACAAUGGGCUACUCGCACACCCAGAUGAAGAUACGAAAUGCGACUUGUAACGAUCCGUGGCCGCCCUCCGGGAAGGAGAUGUACGAGCUUGCUCAGAUGUCAUUCAACCAGAAUGACUUUGUCGAGAUCAUGGAGGUCAUAGACAAACGCCUGAACGACAAGGGUAAGAACUGGCGCCAUGUUUUCAAGUCCCUGGUGGUACUCGACUAUCUCCUGCACUCCGGUUCUGAGAACGUCAUCAACUACUGUGAGGACAAUCUCUACGAGAUCAAGACCCUCCGCGAAUUCCAGUACAUCGACGAGGACGGCAAGGACCAGGGCGCGAACGUCCGCCAGAAGGCGAAGGACAUCACCAACCUCCUCGUAGACAAGAAGCGUCUCUACGAGGAGCGCCGCAUACGCUCCCAGAUGCGUGACCGCAUGCUCGGCCCCUCACGUGCUACUGCUGCUGACGGGGAAGACGUGCAAGAGGACGGGUCUCAGCGCCGACAUCGACCUAAUGGGGACGACGAAGAACUGCAGCGUGCAAUUGAGGAGAGCAAGCGGACUGCCGAGCAGGAGCUCGCUACCGCCGAGGACAGGGACUUGCAGCGCGCGAUUCAGAUGAGUCAGGAGGAAGAGGAGAAGCGGAAACGCGCGCUGGACGAAGCCAAUGCCGCCGCAUUAUUCGACGAGAGCAAUCAGCAACCUCCGCCGAUCAUUCAGACCCAGCCGCUGAUUGACGCGACGGUCCCAUUGCAGUACACCUCCGCCGGCAUCCCGCCACAGUUCACCGCCUUCCAGCCCGACUUCACCUCCAUCCAGCCCCAGUUCACGUCCUACAACCCGUACCUCCAGCAAGCCCAGCAAGACGCCAUGCAAGCCGAGUACAUGCGCCAACAAGCCGAGUGGGCACGGCAACAGGAGCUGCUCGCACAACAACAACAGCCCAUGCUCGUUCCCUUCCAGACGGUGUUCCAGCCCCCACUACAGCCGUUCGCGUCCCCGCUCGUGCCGCAAACGACGUCGCUCGGGUCGAACAACCCCUUCAUCGCGCCGCCAUCCCCGCCCAUCUCCCCCGCAUCGAGCACCUUCCUCCCCCAACGCGCCGCCUCCGCCUCGCUCGCCUCGCCCGUAUCCUUCAACCUCCCAGGAACGUACGACGACCGCCCCCGCCCCGCACGGGACACAGCGUCCGCGCCUCCCCGCGGCCCGGGGGCACUCCUCCAGCCGUUCUCGACCGGGACGGAGCCGCCGCGGAAGCUCGGGGGCGGGCGCGAGCACGCGCGGCUUGCGAGCCUGUUCGCGAGCUAUACUGGCGAUGGGGUGGAUACGUUUGGGAAUACCGGGCAGCUUAGGUUUAUGGCGACGCAGCACGGGAUGCUGGCGGCGCAGAAGACGGGCGCGGGCGCGGGCGGGCAGAGCAGGAACCCGUUUGUGCAUCCUGAGGUGGUGCAGCCGCCGAUCGUGGAGGAGAACCUCAUUGAGAUUUGAUGCUCUAUUCUGACGUUCUGACGUUCUGAACACGGACUCAGAACUCUGUUUGUGUACGACUAGUAGUACUAGUAUGUUCUUCUAACCUUGGCUUGCGCAUAUCUACCGCUGACGUGUUUGACAGCCUAAUGCUGUAUCUAUAGUGAUAUUCAAAUGUACCGCGAUGAC
Messenger RNA from Trametes versicolor FP-101664 SS1, 1718 nucleotides. Its product is annotated as ENTH-domain-containing protein. Gene Ontology annotation, molecular function: phospholipid binding; clathrin binding. Bases 27 to 1550 code for a protein of 507 amino acids. Lineage: Eukaryota; Fungi; Basidiomycota; Agaricomycetes; Polyporales; Polyporaceae. Gene Ontology annotation, cellular component: clathrin vesicle coat; plasma membrane; endosome. The transcript has 5 exons. The record is from RefSeq and is a predicted model, not a curated record. Gene Ontology annotation, biological process: actin filament organization; endocytosis.